Molecule: messenger RNA, 1597 nt
Organism: Engraulis encrasicolus (European anchovy)
Lineage: Eukaryota; Metazoa; Chordata; Actinopteri; Clupeiformes; Engraulidae
Product: rho-related GTP-binding protein RhoB
Exons: 1
Coding region: 166-753 (195 amino acids)
Biological process (GO): small GTPase-mediated signal transduction
Cellular component (GO): cytosol
Molecular function (GO): protein kinase binding; GTPase activity; GTP binding
Source: RefSeq, a predicted model, not a curated record
UGGAUCCAGAGAGGGUAUAUGAGUAGCUGUUUGCGUUUUGGGUCUGUGUUGUAGGGCACGAAGCGACCUGAAAGCCCAGAGAGAGAAGCAUUGAUUCAGCCUCCAACUGUUGUCUUUGCCGUAUGAAGUCAGCGUUUAUUCUCAGUUGAAUGCGACUCUAUCGUCAUGGCAGACAUUCGCAAGAAACUGGUCGUGGUAGGAGACGGGGCGUGUGGGAAAACUUGCCUUUUGAUAGUCUUCAGCAAAGAUGAGUUCCCAGAAGUCUACGUGCCAACUGUAUUUGAGAAUUAUGUCGCGGACAUCGAGGUGGACAACAAACAAGUGCAGCUGGCGCUUUGGGACACUGCUGGACAAGAAGACUACGACAGGCUACGGCCCCUGUCCUAUCCCGACACGGACGUCAUCCUGAUGUGCUUUUCGGUGGACAGUCCUGAUUCUUUGGAAAAUAUCCCGGAAAAAUGGGUGCCGGAGGUGAAACACUUCUGCCCGAACGUGCCUAUAAUUCUCGUGGCCAACAAAAAGGACUUGAGGAACGACGAAAACGUCAAAAACGAGCUCGCUAUGAUGAAACAGGAGCCAGUGAAAACGGAGGACGGCAGGGCCAUGGCUGUUCGCAUCGGGGCAUACGAUUAUUUGGAGUGUUCGGCCAAGACCAAAGACGGGGUCCGCGAGGUGUUUGAAACGGCUACACGUGCCGCUCUUCAAAGACCGAGUCCGCCCGGUAGUUGCACAAAUUGUUGCCUGCUGUUGUGAGAGGACUUAAAGCCAAAUAAGCAUUUCUACAGUGAAAGCUCGUUGCCUGAACGAUUCGGACAAUUGCCACGUCCUAUCCCGGCUGGCCCAGCCCAAAGAGAAAGCCUGUGCAACACAAGGCUCCCUUGUGUCCUGUGUCCGACUAAUGGUGUCAAGGGUAAAUAGUUAAUAUGACUGGGCUUACUUCGAGUGAAAACUGGGACUCCUUUUUUCCGUUAAACCUUUCUUUUAUGUGCCAAGAAAGUGGGAUGCAUGAUGUAUGGAUGGACCAGUGUUAGCCUAAAAUCACCCGAAAAGGGAACGAGUCAAUUGCCUGAAAGUGCUCUCUACUGAACCAGUUGUUGGUUUUCGUAGCGCUGGAGUCGUGGACUAAUAAAUAGGCUAAAGUAAGAGUCUGAGGCCUAUGGGUGGGGUGGGGUGCACAUGUGUUGAACAACCCUUUUUGUUUACAGCCACUAAAAGGAAAAAAAAGUAUUGUCUGCGACAAUUAUGCUGCCAAUAUAGGCAUAGCCUACUUAAAGUAAUAUGAAGCUUAGUGUUAAUGGGGUUAUGCAUUAAGUAAAACAUUCACUACUUUUAUUUCACUGAACUGUUGUUUUUUUAAGCUGCUUUAAUGGAAGGUCUUGUUCAUGAUCACUUCAGCCUUGGCCAAGUACAAUAGCAAAACGCCUGCUGGACAACUGACUGCACCCCUGUAGGCUAUGCUGUGCCACAACUAAGAACACUUUUAUAGUGCAAUAUUUUUUUGUAUCCUCUGUGGAUGUAUCACUAUGGACUUUUUUUGAAGGAAUUCUGAAAUGUCCUUAAUUCAAAAUUGCCUGAAUAAAGACCACUUGUACUACCA